Molecule: messenger RNA, 2393 nt
Organism: Anoplophora glabripennis (Asian longhorned beetle)
Lineage: Eukaryota; Metazoa; Arthropoda; Insecta; Coleoptera; Cerambycidae
Product: EF-hand domain-containing protein 1-like
Exons: 8
Coding region: 143-2386 (747 amino acids)
Biological process (GO): mitotic spindle organization; cilium-dependent cell motility; mitotic cytokinesis
Cellular component (GO): mitotic spindle; axoneme
Molecular function (GO): alpha-tubulin binding
Source: RefSeq, a predicted model, not a curated record
UCAAAAAUCAAGCCCCUGGCGGUAAAACUAUGUUCAUUUUAAAAUUUAAAUAUCCUUAACAACCAAACAGUUUUGUCAAUAUUAUACAUUUACAUUAUUUUUCUAUUGAUUAUAUUUAUGAUUCAUAUAGCUUAUUAUACCAAUGUCUGGAUUACCAAAACUACCUGGAUUUUCUUUUCGAGAUCCUACACAAACAAAAUUUAAUUUGCAACAUACAUUUGAUUUGUGUAAUGGAUACAAGCUGCCUAAAACGAAUUAUUGUGGCAUAGGCGGCAAAGAACUUGCUACGAAUACAGUAAAAUAUCUAGCAAAUCGUGAUCCAGUUCGAUUUGAUCCAUCUCUUACAUAUGGUCGUACUAAAUCACCUGCCUUACCUCAAUUUACACCUCAUUAUGUAUUAUAUGAUCAGAAAUGUCUGACAUUUCGAGCAUUCUUUAAACAGUCUGUGGAAGAAUCUCCUCAAGAAUUUUGCAGAAUCAGAUAUGUUAAUAUUAUCUAUUUUUUGGAAGAUGAUACUAUAACAGUGAUGGAACCUAAAAUCCCUAAUAGUGGGAUGGACCAAGGUCGUUUAAUCAGAAGGGGCAAAAUUCCUAAAAACAGUAAAGGAGACUUUUGGCAUUGGAAAGAUCUCAACGUUGGGAAGGAUUUUGCUUUUUAUGGCAAAGUUUUUCAUACAGUAGAUUGUGAUGUAUUCACAAAGGAAUAUAUGGCAAGUCAAGGAAUAAUAAUGGGUGAUACUGAAAGAAUGCCUAUAGAUCGUUACAAUCAAAAUAAACAAAUUCAAAGCCACACUACAAAAACACCGCCUGCGGAUGAUAAAUUGCGCAGAUUCUUGGAAUACGAUGGGAAAAUUUUAAAAUUCAAAGCAGUUUGGGAUGACAGAGAAAAUGAACACGGAGAAUUAAGAAACUAUGAAAUAUUAUAUUUUCUUUCCGACGAUACAGUGUCUGUGAAAGAAGUUCAUGAGAAAAAUGAUGGUAGAGACCCAUAUCCCGUUCUUCUUAGAAAAACCAAAUUACCAAAAAGGUACACUGACACGCCUGUGACUUAUCCCGCCAUAUACUUAGAAUUAUCCGACGCUGAGGUGACGGAAUAUUACCAACCAAAAGAUCUCUUAAUUGGAGAAACUAUCUUCGUACUAGGUCGCGACAUGUUACUUUAUGAUUGCGAUCAGUUCACCAGAGACUACUUCAAGAAUGCAUUAUGUAUUGAACAAAAACCGCCAAUUCCAAUACAAGAGAAGAAACCUCCUCCGCCACCACCGCAAGUUCCACCACACAAUGGAAUAGGUAGCUUAGAGGACUCCUUGCAAAACACUCUAACUGUUUUACCAAAACCACCGAAGAAAGAUGUUAUGAGGCAAAUACUAAACGCCAAUAAAUAUUUGCGGUACGAAAUGGUAAUGGAUGUUGUACAUCCUGAAGACGCAAUCAGGCGCUUCAUAUUAAGUUAUUCCCUGGCUGACGGCACUUGCAGGAUCAUAGAACCGCCCAUCAGAAAUUCUGGAAUAUUAGGUGGGAAAUAUCUCAGAAGUACUUAUUUAAUCAAACCAGGGUCUGACCCAUUAAAUCCUGAUUAUUAUACGGCAGCAGAUUUUUACAUCGGUGCCAUAAUCACAGUGUUUCAACAAAGGUUUAAAAUAAUCGGAGCCGAUUUAUAUGUCUACCGAUACAUGCAGGCGAAUGCAGGCAAAUUCCCCUGUGAAGUCAUAGAGAACAUGAGAAAUUACAUGUUUAAUAAAGGAUAUUUGAAAGAUGAUGUCGAGGACACUAUUCAGGACAAUUUGGAUAAUGAAAGAAAAUGGGACCUCGACACACACGAUGAACCGAGAGUGACAGAAAUGGAAAAGUGCCUAAAAGAACUGAAAGUUGGGGAAGGAGAUACUGGAUAUGAUAAAGCCAAGCGGGCAGAACUCGUACAGCAAUACGAGGAAUCGAUAAAACGUACUCCCCACGAGGUACCUUACGGAAUUAAAGAUAUCAACAUGACUUGCGCGUAUCCCGUUCAUAUCGGAGAAAUUAAAAGCGCUGAGUGUAAAGAGGACGAUGAAGGCCAAGCUUAUCAGUCGUACACUCCAAAGCACAUUGACACUCCCGAGGAAAUUAUUGCUAAGUACUAUACAGGUGUACUAAAAGAUCAGCGUGCAAUUUGUGAUGGCACCCAUCCUAUCGAGUGUACCGAUCCCCCAAGUGAACAAAACAAAGAGGACGCUGAGAAACCAACACCGCUCAUAGUUGCCAAGCCUGAUAUACCGCCGAGGGCAUGCAAUGUUAAAACUGUGACUUUUGCAGAUGAUCCCGACAGGUGCAACAGAGACAGAUACGAUUUAUGCGAUCUCAAAACGGAAAAAAUACACUGCGAGUGUACAGAUUAUCACAAAUGUUAAUAAAUGC